Messenger RNA from Cylindrotheca closterium, 2052 nucleotides. Lineage: Eukaryota; Bacillariophyta; Bacillariophyceae; Bacillariales; Bacillariaceae. The record is from the annotation of a GenBank genome assembly.
AUGCUUUCUACACAGCUUCGACCAGGAGCAAACAAAUUUAUCAAGUCAAUAGCUCGACAUCGCGCAAGGGAGCUUUCUGGUUCCCUAGCUACGCAGCAAUGGAGUGCAUCAACCAAUAGAAGCAUAUCAACAGAGAGAGAAAAUCACUUCAAAAACAUCGGAUACCUUGAUGACGAAGGCUUGACAGUCUUUAGUACCAUCCAUGAUAUGCAAGUUCGAUCUUGUGAUGUCUACGCAGAAAACGAGCUUUUCGGGUCUUAUGAUGCAACGGAAAAUAAGUUCAAAUAUGUCACCUACGAGGAGUUUGACAACCAAGUUGACAGAUGCAGGGCAGUGCUGAAGGACUUGGGCGUAGAGGAGUAUGGAAAAGUUGCAAUCAUUAGCAACAACCGACUCGAGUGGGCAAUCAUUUCAUGUGCCGCUUAUUCUUUGAAUGCAUCCCUUGUACCCAUGUAUGAAGCACAACUUCCCAAGGACUGGACGUAUAUCCUAAACGAUUCCGGCUCUUGUGCCGUAUUCUGUGCCACACAAGAAAUAUAUGACUCUCUACAGAAGGAAGUUUUACCAUCCACCCCAACGGUUACUGCUUCUAUAUGCCUUGACGCUCCGGAGGGCGAACCUCACGCGUUUGCCACGCUAAUGGCUGCUCAAAAUAACGACGCUUCAUCCAUCAUUGUUAAACCAACGCCAGACGACCUUGCAAACUUGAUCUACACGUCGGGUACGACCGGCCAACCAAAAGGUGUCGAGCUGACGCAUUUGAAUUUCGCUUCCAACACUAAAUCUGCAUCUAGAAGCCUUGUCGACGAUCCAAGGGACUUCAUUCGGGAAUCAGAUCGCUCCUUAGCAUUUCUGCCGUGGGCUCACUCGUAUGGCCAAACUUCGGAGUUGUGGGCCAGCAUGUCUAUGGGUAGCAGCAUGGGAAUUUGUCGAGGCAUCCCAGACAUCCUUGAAGAUCUACAAAUGGUGCAACCUACACUUCUAUUCUCUGUCCCAACACUUUACAAAAAAGUGUAUGACGGUGUUCACAACAUCAUUCAGACAGCAAGUCCAAUCAGGCGACGAUUAAUGUUGUCAGCGUUGAAGCUUGGAGAUGCUCAUGCUCGUGCGGCGAACGGAGAUGGAAUUCCACUUGGGCCAAUCAACAGUAUUAAACAUUCGGUUCUCGAUAAAAUUGUCCUUUCCAAAAUUCGAGACCGCUUUGGUGGAAAUUUACGAUGCGGUUUCCUUGGGGGGUCUGCUUGUCCUCCAGAAGUUCUUUCCUUUAUGGAUGCUCUUGGGAUUCCAAUCUGUGAAGGAUAUGGCUUGACAGAAACUUCACCAAUCAUUACUGUCAACGUACCCGGCAAGAGAUCGAUUGGAAGUGUCGGGCGUCCAAUUGGCGGAGUUUCGGUGUAUAUUGUCGAUCCAGAGGGACGCCCUGUAGCUGAUGGCGAAGAGGGUGAAGUUUGCUGCACUGGACCAAAUGUAAUGCGCGGGUAUUACAAGAACAAGGAGGCCACCGAUGAGGUCAUUUCAGUUGCACCUGAUGGCGUCUCGAGAAUGUUCCAUACUGGCGAUCUAGGCAGAAUGAACGAAGAUGGCUACUUGAUGAUUACCGGUAGAAUCAAGGAACAGUACAAGCUCGAAAACGGCAAGUACGUAGUACCCACACCCAUUGAAUCAGCAAUUGGAAUGAGCCGAUUUGUGAGCCAAGUAGUUCUCUUUGGUGCAAACCGUCCAUACAAUGUCGCUCUUGUAGUUCCAGAGUGGCCAGCGAUUCGAGCAGAGCUUGGAAUUGAUGAUUCGGUAUCAGAAGAAGAGUUGGCAAGUGACGAUAAUGUUUGCAACCUUGUGGAUGAAGAAAUCAGCAAAACCUGUGCAAUGCUAAAGAAGUUUGAAGUUCCGAAGAAGUGGGCCUUUGUUGGACCCUUUACGGCUGCUAACAACAUGUUGACUCCAAAAAUGUCGAUCAGACGCCAUAAAGUUGUCGAAGCUUACGAGGAUACAAUCGCACACCUAUAUGGACAAAGCUCGAGUCUUCACGAGCAAAAAGACAGCGAGGCGGCCUAA